Molecule: messenger RNA, 6752 nt
Organism: Homo sapiens (human)
Lineage: Eukaryota; Metazoa; Chordata; Mammalia; Primates; Hominidae
Gene: VPS8
Product: VPS8 subunit of CORVET complex
Exons: 51
Coding region: 1877-6163 (1428 amino acids)
Biological process (GO): protein targeting to vacuole
Cellular component (GO): CORVET complex; endosome; early endosome
Source: RefSeq, a predicted model, not a curated record
UCAAAUGGGCUUAAGUAAAAAGGGAUUUAUUGGCUCCAAACCUGGAAGGGGCUGAGGUAUCACUAAAUCCAGUGACUCCGGUGAUGUAUUUGUGUAUCUCUCCCUUUCUGCAAAGGGCCAGUAACCCCUCAGUUCCCUAUCUACUUUGCGACUAUAAUUGCAAGCCUCAUUCUGUCCUGUUACAGUCGUGCGGCAAUUAGGCUGAGGGACUGGCGCGCCCGCUCCCCCGACUGUGAGCCUAGGCGGCGGGUGUCAUGCCCCUCCCCACUCCCGGGCGGAACAGAAUAUUGGGACAUGUUGGUGAUUCUUAGCUGUAUCUCACUAUUCCAUUGACAUUUCAACCAGUGUGACACAAAAUGUCAGUUAUUUCAGCAAGACGCUUCCAGUUACUUCCUGCUCUUAAAAAAAAAAAAAAAAAAAGAAUAAAUCUCUCAUGACUCUAUAUCCUUCUUGACACCUAACCAAGAGAAAUUGAGAUGACAGUUAAUUGCAAAUUAAUAAAGAAGGCCAUCAUCUACUCAGCCUUUACCUAAGUGGAAUCCUGUCUUUUGCGCAUUUAACUUACAAGAAUUUACCUGCAUCAGUCAGUUAUGUGAAGAAGAAAAGGGAAUAUAUUUCAGCGUACACAAGGCCCUUGUGCUUUUUAGGAGGAGUUCUUUGGAGCUGAAGUGGGUCUGAGAAGAGACAUUCUCAUGAUAGUGGAGACAGUAUUAUAGAAGCUGGAAGUGAUCAUUUUUCUCUGUUAUUUAUUUCACUUAUUACCUCACACACAUAUUGAUAUAAAACUGAUCAAUAAAGUUAGAAUUUCUACAUUAUCUAGAUAUUUGUAGACUUCGUUCAUAUUAUUGUUUUGUAUAUUGUGAUAGGGGAUUAGAUUUUUCUUUUCUAGGCUGGAGCUGAUUGUCUGACAAUUCAUAGCAGUAACUUAGCACUCACUGUAUACAGGAAGGUCUUAGGCACUGUUCCUUCCCCUUACUUUUCUUUUUAACAUUUUUUAAUCUGUAUGUACUUAUGAUCACUCUCCUCAUUUAGACAUUCACCAACAACAGAAAGAGAAACAGAGGGUUGGGCUUUUUCGUCGUGGCAGUUCUGGCACUGUGAGCUACAAUUACCUAAAUGUGCCUUCUUGGAAAGAAAUUCCAGGGUCAAGUAAAGCAGCCCAUCCCAGUAUAUAGUAAUGUUUCUCUAAAUAGGGUCUGUAUCUAAAUGAAUAAGGUGAAAAUUGAGUACCCUCAAAGUACCCCAAGAGGGAGUCAUAUCAGAGACUGACAAGCGGUGGGUCUCUCAGGAAGCCCCAUACGGCCAGAUCUUGUUUUUCCAUGUUGGAACUGCAUGGCGUUUGUUAUUUUGAGCACAGGUGACGUGAACUGCUUGGGUGUGAGGCAUGUGAGAACUGAGACAUAGAACAGCAGCUGACCAUCUCCUAUUCUGUGCCCACUGUGAAGCAAGAAGUUAUUGAGUGGAGAUGCAAAGAAUGGAACUUGCACAGAUGGAGGCGUUUUGGAGUAGUGUAACUAACCAUACUUUGUAUUACGUGACCAGAACUGCUAUUUGAGAUUCUGGAAGCCAGUGAUGCAGUCUUGCUUGGGUAUUUACCUAGGGAGGGAGGGAGGGAGGGAGGAAUGGGUGGAUGGGUAGAUGGGUGGGUUGAUCAGCUGCUGUGUCAUAUCGGCACGGGGAAUAGAAUGGUGAACAAGGCAGAUCUGGUCUUUGCUCUCUCAUGGAACCUGCAUUCCAACUGGGGGCAAGGAAUGGUGGUUUAGACAAUGAGGAAAUCAUUACAAUGUGAGAUAAUCAUUCAGGUCUUCGUGAGCUAAGGCCAAACAAACAAAAAACACUUGCUUUGAUGGACUGAAUACUGUUAUUAGAAGUAAAUAUGGAAAAUGAACCAGACCAUGAAAAUGUGGAACAGAGCCUCUGUGCCAAGACGAGCGAAGAAGAGCUGAAUAAGUCUUUCAAUCUAGAAGCUUCACUUUCAAAAUUCUCUUACAUAGAUAUGGACAAGGAACUGGAGUUCAAAAAUGAUCUGAUUGAUGACAAGGAGUUUGAUAUUCCUCAAGUUGAUACUCCUCCAACACUGGAAAGCAUACUAAAUGAGACUGAUGAUGAAGAUGAGUCUUUUAUUCUUGAGGAUCCUACAUUGUUAAACAUUGAUACUAUUGAUUCUCACUCCUAUGAUACUUCAUCUGUGGCAAGCUCAGAUAGUGGUGACAGGACCAACUUAAAAAGGAAGAAGAAAUUACCUGAUUCUUUUUCACUUCAUGGAUCAGUUAUGCGCCAUUCACUUUUGAAGGGAAUUUCUGCCCAGAUAGUGUCUGCAGCUGACAAAGUAGAUGCUGGCUUGCCUACAGCAAUUGCAGUAUCCAGUCUGAUAGCAGUGGGUACAUCUCAUGGAUUGGCUUUAAUAUUUGGAAAAGAUCAGAAUCAAGCUUUGCGACUCUGUCUGGGUAGCACUAGUGUUGGAGGUCAGUAUGGCGCUAUCUCUGCCCUCAGUAUCAACAAUGAUUGCUCAAGACUUCUUUGUGGCUUUGCUAAAGGACAGAUCACCAUGUGGGAUUUGGCCAGUGGAAAACUUCUAAGAUCAAUAACAGAUGCUCAUCCUCCAGGAACAGCAAUAUUGCAUAUCAAGUUUACAGAUGAUCCAACUCUUGCAAUUUGCAACGACAGCGGAGGCUCUGUUUUUGAAUUGACAUUUAAGAGAGUGAUGGGAGUGAGAACCUGUGAAUCUAGAUGUCUGUUCAGUGGUUCCAAGGGUGAAGUCUGCUGUAUUGAGCCUCUGCAUUCUAAGCCUGAGUUGAAAGAUCAUCCCAUCACACAGUUUUCAUUAUUGGCCAUGGCAUCCUUGACAAAAAUACUGGUCAUUGGAUUGAAACCAUCCUUGAAAGUAUGGAUGACUUUUCCCUAUGGCCGGAUGGAUCCUUCCAGUGUGCCACUGCUGGCCUGGCACUUUGUAGCAGUACAAAAUUACGUGAAUCCCAUGCUUGCCUUCUGCAGAGGAGAUGUUGUUCAUUUUCUAUUGGUAAAGAGAGAUGAAUCUGGAGCAAUACAUGUUACUAAGCAAAAGCAUCUUCACCUAUACUAUGACCUCAUCAACUUUACCUGGAUAAAUUCACGCACAGUUGUGCUCUUAGACAGCGUAGAGAAGUUGCAUGUGAUUGAUCGGCAAACACAAGAGGAAUUGGAGACAGUGGAGAUCUCAGAAGUUCAGCUGGUCUACAAUAGCAGCCAUUUCAAAUCACUAGCCACUGGAGGAAAUGUUAGCCAGGCACUGGCUUUGGUUGGAGAGAAGGCUUGUUAUCAAUCCAUCAGUAGCUAUGGUGGUCAGAUCUUUUAUUUGGGGACAAAAUCUGUUUAUGUGAUGAUGCUGAGGAGCUGGAGAGAGAGAGUGGAUCAUCUCCUGAAACAAGAUUGUCUUACAGAAGCGUUGGCUCUUGCGUGGUCUUUCCAUGAAGGAAAAGCAAAAGCAGUAGUGGGAUUAUCAGGGGAUGCCAGUAAGCGAAAGGCUAUUGUUGCAGACCGGAUGGUAGAAAUCCUAUUCCAUUAUGCAGAUCGAGCUCUGAAAAAGUGCCCAGACCAAGGAAAAAUCCAAGUGAUGGAGCAGCAUUUUCAGGAUAUGGUGCCUGUCAUAGUUGAUUACUGCCUUCUGCUGCAGCGAAAGGAUCUUUUAUUUAGUCAGAUGUAUGAUAAAUUAAGUGAGAAUUCAGUGGCCAAAGGAGUAUUUUUGGAGUGCCUUGAGCCAUAUAUUUUAAGUGAUAAAUUGGUGGGAAUCACACCCCAAGUAAUGAAAGACUUGAUUGUUCAUUUCCAAGAUAAAAAAUUAAUGGAAAAUGUGGAAGCGCUCAUUGUACAUAUGGAUAUCACCAGCCUAGAUAUUCAGCAGGUAGUUCUCAUGUGUUGGGAAAAUCGUUUAUAUGAUGCUAUGAUCUAUGUCUACAACAGAGGCAUGAAUGAAUUUAUUAGUCCAAUGGAGAAACUUUUCAGAGUCAUUGCUCCUCCUCUGAAUGCAGGAAAAACACUAACAGAUGAACAAGUUGUUAUGGGCAAUAAGCUCCUUGUAUAUAUUAGCUGUUGUCUAGCAGGUCGUGCCUAUCCCCUUGGUGACAUCCCUGAAGAUCUGGUUCCCUUGGUUAAAAACCAGGUUUUUGAAUUUCUAAUUCGCCUGCAUUCAGCAGAGGCUUCUCCUGAGGAAGAAAUCUAUCCUUACAUUCGGACUUUGCUACAUUUUGACACAAGAGAAUUUCUAAAUGUAUUGGCACUGACUUUUGAAGAUUUUAAAAAUGACAAGCAAGCUGUGGAAUAUCAACAGCGAAUUGUGGAUAUUUUGUUGAAAGUUAUGGUGGAGAAUUCAGACUUUACCCCCUCACAAGUAGGAUGUCUCUUUACCUUCCUUGCUCGGCAGCUUGCAAAGCCUGACAACACCUUGUUUGUAAACAGAACACUUUUUGAUCAGGUCCUUGAAUUCCUUUGUAGUCCUGACGAUGACUCCCGACACUCUGAAAGACAGCAGGUCCUUUUAGAAUUGCUGCAGGCUGGAGGCAUAGUUCAAUUUGAAGAGAGUCGACUCAUCCGGAUGGCAGAAAAAGCUGAGUUCUAUCAAAUUUGUGAAUUUAUGUAUGAAAGAGAACACCAAUAUGAUAAAAUUAUUGAUUGCUACUUACGUGACCCUCUGCGAGAGGAAGAAGUCUUUAAUUACAUUCACAAUAUCUUAUCCAUUCCCGGACACAGUGCAGAGGAGAAGCAGUCUGUAUGGCAGAAAGCAAUGGAUCAUAUUGAGGAACUCGUGUCCCUGAAGCCUUGUAAAGCUGCGGAGCUGGUUGCCACCCACUUUUCUGGACAUAUUGAAACGGUCAUUAAAAAACUUCAGAACCAGGUUUUGCUUUUCAAAUUUUUGAGGAGUCUUCUUGACCCAAGGGAAGGUAUUCAUGUAAAUCAAGAAUUACUGCAAAUAUCUCCUUGUAUCACAGAGCAGUUCAUUGAGCUGUUGUGUCAGUUCAACCCAACCCAAGUUAUAGAGACUCUGCAAGUCCUUGAGUGCUACCGUCUGGAAGAAACUAUUCAGAUUACUCAGAAGUAUCAACUUCAUGAAGUCACCGCUUAUCUAUUGGAAAAGAAAGGAGAUAUUCAUGGUGCCUUCCUAAUAAUGUUAGAGAGACUACAAAGCAAACUUCAAGAGGUAACACAUCAAGGUGAAAAUACCAAAGAGGAUCCCUCAUUGAAGGAUGUUGAAGAUACUAUGGUGGAGACCAUUGCUCUUUGCCAGAGAAAUUCACAUAAUUUGAACCAGCAGCAACGUGAGGCACUUUGGUUUCCGUUAUUGGAGGCAAUGAUGGCCCCUCAGAAGCUGUCCAGUUCAGCCAUUCCUCAUCUACACUCUGAAGCUCUGAAGUCUUUGACCAUGCAAGUUUUAAAUAGCAUGGCAGCAUUUAUUGCCCUUCCAUCAAUCUUGCAAAGAAUCUUACAGGAUCCAGUUUAUGGAAAAGGAAAACUUGGAGAAAUCCAGGGACUUAUCUUGGGAAUGUUAGAUACCUUUAACUAUGAACAAACCCUGCUGGAAACAACAACCAGCCUUCUAAACCAAGAUCUCCAUUGGUCAUUGUGUAACCUGAGAGCUUCGGUCACCAGAGGACUGAAUCCCAAACAAGAUUACUGCUCUAUAUGUUUGCAGCAGUACAAGAGACGCCAAGAAAUGGCUGAUGAAAUAAUUGUCUUUAGCUGUGGCCAUUUGUAUCACUCAUUCUGCCUACAAAACAAAGAAUGCACUGUGGAAUUUGAGGGCCAAACAAGAUGGACAUGCUACAAAUGCAGUUCAAGUAACAAAGUAGGAAAACUCAGUGAAAAUUCAUCUGAAAUUAAAAAGGGAAGGAUAACCCCAUCACAGGUAAAAAUGUCUCCAUCGUAUCAUCAGUCCAAAGGGGAUCCCACUGCUAAAAAGGGAACCUCAGAACCUGUUCUGGAUCCACAGCAAAUCCAAGCAUUUGAUCAGCUUUGCCGUCUCUACCGAGGAAGCUCCAGGCUGGCUCUCCUCACGGAACUCUCCCAGAAUCGCAGCAGCGAGAGCUAUAGGCCAUUCAGUGGCUCGCAGAGUGCUCCUGCUUUCAACAGCAUCUUCCAGAAUGAGAACUUCCAGCUGCAGCUCAUUCCUCCACCUGUGACUGAGGAUUGAUGACUCCAUGGAGCCUGGCCCAGGAGAACCAGAGAUGAUCCCGAGGCAGCUGGGGAGAGGCCCCGCCUCUGGUGGGCUUGGCCUCCACCACCUCCCACGCUUCUGAGAAGAGGUUCCAAAUUGGGCUUCUGUGCCCAGAGCGUCCACAGCACCAUUCCCAGUGUAGACUCCCAGUCUUCUCCACAUUGCUGUCAUGGCGUCAGUUCACCAGACUCAUUGAUUUUGUUUUGCUUGUUAAGCAAAGGAAUGUCACAUACCUCUGUCCAGCUUUUUAGGAAAUACAUUUCGCCUAUUGCGACUUUUUCCAUUUACCCUGAAGCCUAGAAAGUAGGUGGAACUCACACAAAUGGCAUUCCAGAGUCUGCCAUACUCCGUCUCCUCCAGCUGCUGGAUAAUACAGAGGAACUUCAACUUCUACAGGGAACAGUGGUUGGCCAGGCUGCAGUAUAACUGAAGCAUGCCUUGGAGAGAGCAGACACUGUGGGGGCCAGGGCCAUCUCCCUUUAAUGUGUUCAUGUUAAAACCUAUUUGAGUGUAAGACUUGCCCUUUCUAACAAUAAAUGCUCCGUGUUUAAGUUCUGCAGGUCUC